UUGCAGCUGGUUGACUGACCUAACCCAGACAGUGCUCACUAAUAGUUCCUCAGCAUCCUGGGAAAAAGUGACAAGUGGUGUACCACACGGUUCAGUCCUGGGACUGUUGUUCAACAUCUUUAUAAACAACUUGGAUGAAAAUGAGAGGAUGCUCAUCAAAUUUGUGGAAGACACCAAGCUGGGAAGGGUGGCUAGUGCAGCAGAAGACAGAACUGGGAUUCAAUAUAACAGAUCUGUAGAGACUGUCAAAUGGAAGAUGAAGCAAUUUUUUUUCCUCCGGCACUGGGGAGUAGCACCCAAACUAAUGGCUUUAAAUUACAAGUAAGGAGAUUCUGAAUAAACAUCAGGAAGAACUUUAUGAUGGUAAGAACUGUUCAACAGCAGAAUUGACUACCUCAGAAGGUUGUGGAUUCUCCUUCCUUGGAGGUUUUUAAGCAGAGGUUGGCUAGCCAAUGGCCAUCUGUCAUGGAUGCUUUAGUUGAGAUUCCUGCAUUGCAGGGAGUUGGACUAGAUGACCCUUGGGAUCACCCCCAACCCCACAAUUCUGUGAUAUCUGUUUUACAAAUGUGAACAAUUACUGAAACCCAGUUCAUGGUACUUGUGUGUUGAUGUUGCUAAAACAGGCUAUGAUCAGGUUUCCACAUAAUAUUGGUGUAGUCAGUGGAAGCAAUCAUAUGAUCCAGAUGGCUUGUGUACUAAAACAACCUAAAACAAAAGUUUCUGGAAUUCUAAUCUAAUUUAAUUAGUAUAUAUUAAAUCAAAUGAAAACAAAAAUAUCAUUUAAGUGCAUGACUCCUACUUGCUCUCAAAUGAAGUAAUCUAAACAGAGGGAAUUUAAACAUAUAUGUUUCCCUAAUUCACACAUACAUGCUGAUGUUCAAAUGCAACUAUUGUCUAUAUUUUUUGGGGGGGGGAUAUUUAUGAUAUUACCAAUGUCUGCAUUUAAAGUCUCAUCCCAUGAUCACUAGCUGUAUUUUUAUGACUCUGCAGAUGUUAGUAGCCUUUAAUAGUAAUGUUAUAAGAGUUUUUUCUCUCUGUACGGAUAAUACCUAAUGCAAUAUUGCAUUUAAUCUCAGCAAAACCUAAUCACAAUGUGUUGCUUAGGUGGUGAAGAAAAAAUAAUGACAUGACGUGUUGAACCUUGAAGGUAUAUUUAGAAAAGGUUUCACGUUUCCAGGAUAUGAAGUCUUUGUUAUUGGUAAUCCACAGUGUGGGAGAAAAAAAACAGCUAAGAUUACCUGCUUGAGACUAAUUGAACAAGGAAACAGCCAGUGUUGCUGAGUAAUUCAAAGACCUAUAACAUCCCUUUGAAGCCUUUAGCAUCCUCCUGAGGAGACAUAUCUAUAUAUUAACAUGCCUGCUGUGGCAUCUGUACCUAAAGACCUAUACCUCUGCACUUCAUUGAAAGAUCUUAACAAAAAGACAGAAGUAAAAGCUGAUAAAACCAGUACAAAGAGUUAUGUACAGAGUGCCCUCAAGAUCUUCAAAGCAGCUGAGGAGUGCCGGUUAGACAGAGAUGAAGAGAAGGCCUAUGUACUUUACAUGAAGUAUGUGACUGUGUAUAAUCUUAUUAAGAAGAGGACAGAUUUCAAACAGCAACAAGAUUACUUUCAUUCAAUGCUUGGACCUACAAACAUAAAAAAGGCUAUUGAAGAAGCUGAAAGACUUUCAGAAAGCCUUAAACUCAGAUAUGAAGAAGCCGAAGUGCGGAAGAAACUGGAAGAAAAGGAAAGGCAAGAGGAGCAACAGUUGAAAAAGCAAGAAUUGAAAGAUGAUACAAAAGUUUUAACCAAAACUUCUUCAGAAGAUUCAUCAGAUCCCAAAGGAAAAAAUCAAAUGAUCAAUGGUGAGAAGAAGAGUUCAACAGAAAUAAAGAAUCAACCUGAAAUCGUAAUUUCUGUCUCCCAAGGAACAAUCACAGCAGAGGAAUUGUUUAAAAUGAUGAUGGACAAAAGCAUCAAGUUGAUGAUAAUGGAUGCUCGGUGCUUGAAGGAUUACCAGGAGUCCUGCAUUGCAAACUCUGUCUGCGUUCCAGAAGAAGCUAUCAGUCCUGGAGUCACUGCUAACAAGAUUGAGGCUAAACUCCCAGAUACAUCUAAAGAACCAUGGAAGGAGAGAGGACAAGUUGAUUAUGUUGUUCUGCUUGACUGGUUUAGUUCAGCCAAAGACUUGCAAUUAGGAACACCUCUGCGGAGCCUCAAAGAUGCCCUUUUCAAGUGGGAAAGUAAAGCUGUACUGAAGAAUGAGCCCUUGGUCUUGGAAGGGGGUUAUGAGAACUGGCUCCUUUGCUAUCCCCAGUAUACAACAAAUGCCAAAGUAACUCCACCACAACAUGACAGGAAUGAAGCCAUUUCUGUCUCUUUGGAUUUUACUUACCCAUCUUUGGAAGAACCAGCUCCAUCUCCAGUACCUGUUGUCCAUGUAAAACCUUCUGUGGUGGAAGUUACCGAAAGACCUAAUAUUGCAAACAAUCAGGAAGAGAGAGUGGACACGUUUCAACCACCAACUCCUUGUGGAUCAACUGCUACUCCUGCUAAGUCUGAAAACCUACCUGCCAUAGUCCAACCAGUGUCUGCAGUAAAGAUUAUUCCUCAGAUUGAUCGUACAAAAAAGCCUUCAGCAAAAAUACCAGACACUGAUAACAGGCCAAGAGCUGAAAGCCCAACCAUUGGCAAGCAGCUAAUUUCAAAUGGCAGAGUGGUUCCAGAUCGUUCCACAAAGCCUCCCUUGGAUGCUAAGCCCAGUCUGAAAGAGGAGGAGAAAGGCCACCUACCAGCGGAAAAGGCUUCCCAGUUGGAAAAAAGCAAGCAAGAAAAAGAACUGCAGGAGAAGCAACAGGAAGAACAGAGAGAGAAGCUGAGGCAGGAGAAGCAAGAACAAGAGCAGAGAGCGAGAGAGGAGCAGAGGGAGAAGGAAGACAGGGAGCAUCUCCAGAAAGCAAAAGAUAAAAAGGGAGAAAAAGACCAGCCGGCCAACAAAGGGGCAGCUGAGAAGCAAGAGGUGGAGAAUGCGCCCAAGGAGCUCACAGACAUGAAAAAAGGAAGCAAAACCGAAAAUGAAUCCCCUGAAGUCAGAAAACCGGACACUGACAAAAUUGCUGUGAGUGAAAAAGACAAGGUUACCUGGACACCAGAAAUGCAAAGGCGCAGAUUUGCAGAGGAGUCCCGGGCGUCCAUGAGGGUGGAUUCUGGCUCAAGCAAGCAGACUGUGGUUACAGGACAACCAGAAAGAGACACUCAAAAGCCAGAAGCCAUUAGAGAUGAUACUGAACAAGACUCUGAAAAAAAUAAAUUUCAGCGGGAGCCACUAACAAGGGCACGAAGUGAGGAGAUGGGGAGGAUAAUACCAGGACUGCCCCUUGGUUGGGUCAAGUUUCUGGAGCCAGUCACGGGGACUUUUCGUUACUACCACACUCCAACAAAUACAGUUCACAUGUAUCCACCAGAAAUGACUCAAUCAGCCACCCCACCAUCGACCCCACCGACACAUAAACCAAAGACUCAGGCUGUUGAUCAGCGGGAAAGGGAACAUUCCAAAUUAAAGCGCUCUUACUCCUCGCCAGACAUAACUCAGGCCAUUCAAGAGGAAGAGACAAAGAAAAUCACCGUCAAGCCUACUAUAAACCGUGAGAACAAACCAGUAAGCUAUCCUAAAACUGAAAUCUCCAGGCUCUCUGCAUCUCAGAUUCGUAAUCUCAACCCUGUAUUUGGUGGAAUGGGACCAGCUCUGACGGGCCUCCGUAAUUUGGGAAACACUUGCUAUAUGAACUCUGUGUUACAGUGCCUGUGUAAUGCACCACACCUGGCUGAUUAUUUCAACAGAAACUUGUAUCAAGAUGAUAUCAACCGGUCAAAUUUCUUAGGGCACAAAGGUGAAAUUGCUGAGGAGUUUGGCAUUAUCGUAAAAGCUCUCUGGACAGGACAAUACAGAUAUAUCAGUCCAAAAGACUUUAAAUUCACCAUUGGGAAGAUCAAUGACCAAUUUGCAGGGUACAGCCAGCAAGACUCUCAAGAAUUGCUUCUGUUCUUAAUGGAUGGUCUACAUGAAGAUUUAAAUAAAGCUGACAACAGAAAACGUUACAAAGAAGAAAAUAAUGAACAUCUGGAUGACUUCAAAGCUGCGGAACUUGCCUGGCACAAACACAAACUACUCAAUGAAUCAGUUAUCGUUGCUCUCUUCCAAGGACAGUUCAAAUCCACAGUUCAGUGUCUUACGUGUCACAAAAAGUCUCGGACCUUUGAGGCUUUUAUGCAUUUGUCCUUGCCACUUGCAUCUACCAGUAAAUGCACCCUACAGGAAUGCCUUAGAUUAUUCUCCAAAGAAGAAAAACUGACGGAUAACAAUAGAUUUCAUUGCAGUCAUUGCAAAACCCGAAGAGAUUCUUUGAAAAAGUUAGAAAUCUGGAAGCUGCCCCCCGUUUUGCUAGUGCACUUAAAGCGGUUUUCUUACGAUGGACGGUGGAAGCAAAAGCUUCAGUCAUCAGUGGACUUCCCAUUGGAAAACCUUGACUUAUCACAAUAUGUUAUUGGCCCAAAGAGUAACUUGAAGAGAUACAACCUGUUUGCAGUAUCUAAUCAUUACGGAGGGCUGGAUGGAGGACAUUACACAGCCUACUGCAAAAAUGCUGCCAAACAGCGAUGGUAUAAGUUUGAUGAUCAUGAAGUCUCGGACAUCUCUGCAUCCUCUGUGAAAUCCUCAGCUGCUUAUAUCCUCCUUUACACUUCUUUUGAACAGCGAACCGCCGAUAUAGCCACAUAAAGAAACAUUUGAAGAAUAUUGGUGUCUUUUUGUAAAUGCAUCCUAUAAUAAGCUGAGCUGUGAUGAGUAAAAGGUCCGUUGCUGAGGAAGAAGAUGUCUGCAGCGGUUUCUCAGCUGAGGUGUCUGUUAGUGCUAUUGCUUAGUCCAAAAAUUGUUAACUCUGCUGUUUAAUAAUAUGGAACUACUAGAUUUGAAAUGACUUAUUUUUAGUAAUGCUCCAAAAUGAUAAAUCUAGCUUAGCCAUUUUUAAAAGUCAUUAAUAUAUGGGUUUAAAAUGCCCCUGAACCCAACAAUAUCUUUUUUGUCUCCCACAUUUAUGCCUUUUCACACUAACCUUAAGCUUGAUUCUACUGUGAAUAUCUUAGAAUGAUAUAAACAGGUAGGAAUGUAUGUGUACAUAUUGAUUGCACACUUGCACAUGCAAACUAUGUAUAUAAUAAAGGUAUGUGGUCCUUUGAGAACCACUAGAACAGAAAGGGGGUGGCUUUUGUUUUUCUUACAGAUAAGGAAGAGCACAGCUGUAUUUUUUUGUUUGUUUGAGCUAUGACAUUGAUACCUGCACACACCCUACAAUGUGUAUAUUAGAGAAUUGAUAUUUUCCUUUUUAAUAACUUAUUGAAGUAAUUAUUUGAAAAUACGAUGGCCUGUUAAAGAACUUCUUUGCCUGUUUUGGACACUUGACAAGUUUGGAUUUUUGGCUUUCCCUUACUCCUUGUGAAAAUAAUCCCAUCUAGAUCCCAAAGAGUGGUAUUAUGAUGGGAGGGGAGGGCACUGUUACCCUGCGUUGCCUGAGCCUUACACUGGGUACAACUUGAGUGGAUGAAGGCGGUCACUUCCUGCUGUCAUUAGCUCUCCUCCUGACAGGGCCAUAAUUGGUCCAGCUUAAUAAUACUUGUUUUGAGUGUCUGUGCCCCUUUUAAGGCUUGUGGGUCUAUAUCCCUGGGUCUCAAAGGUCUGCUAUAUAUAUGCAUAUGUAUAUAACCCAUUUAAAAUUAUAUUUCAUCUUGGAUUCUGUAAUAAUAAUAAAAAACAACACUCCUUUAGA
This is a messenger RNA of Zootoca vivipara (common lizard), 5803 nucleotides long. RefSeq names its product ubiquitin specific peptidase 8 (gene USP8). Gene Ontology annotation, molecular function: cysteine-type deubiquitinase activity. Lineage: Eukaryota; Metazoa; Chordata; Lepidosauria; Squamata; Lacertidae. The record is from RefSeq and is a predicted model, not a curated record. Gene Ontology annotation, biological process: protein deubiquitination.